CACUGAUGUCUCUCUCAGCGUGGACGCAACGUCACGUCCGCACUUGAAUCUGAAGUCUUAUCCCAUUCUACGGAGGCAAUCCCAGCCACACACACACGCGGGAUUCUCCCAAAGCGACAGGACAGACUCGUCACUGUGAAAGGAGAAAGAGACAUCAGGAAACAUUGGACCUCGGCUGUUUGGAAGGAGAAAAAUAGGAGGUGUCUGACUGGCUGGCUGUUAGUCUGUCUCCGUCUCCCUCUGUCAACUCCUAGAGCGGAGAGUUCUGUGCCAUUCCUUUCGCUACUCGCACCGCGAGGACUGAAUGGUGUCAAAGCUCACAGCACCUGGCAGACCCAACACCGGUGGAAUUUUUGGGGUUCAGUUAUUGAAUUAAUAGGACAUUUGUUGUAAUUCUGCAAGAAAAUAACAGAGGAGAAGAGGUGACAGUUGAAUCGAAUAUUGGCCCAUCGAGCGAAGAGUGGCAUGCACGGUAGGCUACCCCAGUAGUGAACGCAGAGGGCAGAGGGCACCUCGUCGGAAUUCAAAUUGUUUUUAUUCUCUGCAAUUAUUGCAAUAAUUCCGUUGAGGUUAUUGACACAAAAUAACCGAACAGAAAUAUUUGCAUGAACCUGCAUGUGUCUGAUGUAACUCCAACAGUUUAACCCCUCCAGGUGUUGCGCUUAGGGUGAAAUAAUUCUGCGAGGACUGGACAGUUGACAAACGUUUUACCCGCCUUUCAACAACUACAAUAAAAAAAAAACACUUGGCUCUUUUUCACUUACUGUAGCUUCAUGUUAGUCGUCUCAAUUGGAAGCACUUUGAAAAAGUUACCGGGCACUAGACCAGCGGAGCACCACGGAGCAAGCCGAACCCACGCGCAGUUUUCCGGGCGAUGCCAGAGUAGAUGCAGGGGCAAUGUCCCGUCGCAAGCAGGAGAACCCUCAGCACCUACCACUGUCUCAAAGAGAAACAAUACGACCCGAGGCCAAUCUUGAGUCGGGGGUGGGAACUCGCCCCCCGGAGCCAUCCACUCCCAGCCUCACUCCCACUCUGAGAAGGGCAGGGCCAGGGGAGCAUGACCUCCUGACCUGUGGGAGGUGCCAGACCAACUUCCUCCUGGGAGACAUCCUGGUCUUCAUAGAACACAAAAGGAGACUGUGCAGUGGAGGAGUCCGCGCCCCUGGGGGGUUCUCCAAACCGGGCCAGAGGGGGACCCCCAUCUUGGCACGAGGAGGGGCGGUGCCAGUGGAGGUGGGGGUGCAGGUGACCCCACAUGGGGAUGAAGAAGAGGAGAGGAGGCUGACGCCCGCUAAAGGAAUCUGUCCCAAGCAGGAAAGAGGGGGCACAGGUAAAGAUGAGCCAUCCAGCUACAUCUGCACCUCCUGUAAACAGACCUUCACCAGCGCCUGGUUCCUGCUCCAGCACGCCCAACACACACAUGGCAUUAGAAUCUACCUGGACACACACCCCUCCAACUACACCCUCACCCCUCGCAUGGCCCUCCCCCCUCCCAUGGGUGGGGGAGACUCCCUGCCCCGUUCUCCCUUACCAACGUUUCUAGGGGACACCUCCAACCCCUUUCACCUCCUCCGGAUGGCGGCUCCACUACUCAGGGAGUAUCACCGACCCCACCACCACCACCCCCACCCCCAUCCACCUCCGGCGUAUCUUGACACCCGGCUCCCCGCCACCCCACCCUUCGUCAGCCCCCCGCCCCCCAGACAUCCCCUUGAACGCCUGGGUCCAGAGGAGAUGGGGUCCCUGCUCUCCCAGCACCCCAGUGCCUUCGAGAGGGUGAUGCGUCUGACCCCAAUGGAACCUCCUUCCAUGGACUUUUCCAGAAGGCUCAGAGAGCUGGCGGUUGGCAACAAUAGUAACAACGGAGGCCCCACACCCCCUCUCUCGCCCACCCGGGUGCCCCCCAUGCACCGCCUGCUGAGUCCAACCCUCUUCCAGCCAGGCUCCAAGCACCCACCGUUCCUCACCUACCCCCCACAGCCCCCAACGCCUCAGGGAGACCCAUCCACUACUCCCCAGGGCCAGAACCAAGCCCAGGUCCAGGCCCAAGCCAAGUCCAAGUCCUGUGAGUUCUGUGGGAAGACCUUCAAGUUCCAGAGCAACCUGAUAGUCCACAGACGGAGUCACACAGGAGAGAGGCCCUACAAAUGUCAUCUGUGUGCCCAUGCCUGUUCUCAAGCCUCCAAGCUGAAGAGACACAUGAAGACACACAUACACAAGUCAGGCUCCAUGGGGAGCUCCCCUGAACAGGGGAACAGAGGAGAGGGAGGAGAGGGGGAGGGGAAGAGCAGAGAGGGGGAGGGAAAAAUGGGGAUGGACAACGAGGAGGAGGAAGAGGAGGAGGAAGAGGAAGAAGAGGAGGAUGAAAUGGAGGAUGAGGAGGAGAUGAGGAACGGCCUAAGUAGGCCUGAGUCUAACCUGACCAUGGACUCAGAGUUCCACAGGAACAUGGAAAACGGGUUGAGGCCUUCCCCAGACGAGAAGCCUCAUGGUGGGGAUAGAGUGAUGGAGAACGGAGGGGUGGGUAUCAUGCACCCAUAUAACCACCUGGACAAUCACCUGAGACUGGCCCCUUCCAAGCGGACCAUGAGUCUGGACAGGGAGAGGCAUCCUAAUGGAGAGUCGGGAGAAGGAGGAGAUGCUGGGAGGGGGGAGAUGGAGAGAGAGAGGGACAGAGAGCGAGCGAUGGACAGAGCGAUGGACAGAGAGAGAGAAAGUGGAAGAGAGGAGAGGCCCUUGAUGAACGGAAGGAUUAGUGGGUCAGAAGACUCCUUCACUGGUCUGUUCCACCGCCGGCCCACCCCCAUCACCUGCCCCAACCCCUCCAACAAGAGAAUCAAGGUGGAGAAGGAGUUGGAGCUCCCUCCAGCGCCGACCCUCAUCUCCCCAGAGAACAUGUACUCCCAGCUCCUGGCGGGCUACGCAGCUUCACGCCACUUCAUCAGAGAACCCUUCCUCCACGGCUUCAGUGACACACACCAGUCCCCCUUCGCCACCUCCUCAGAGCACUCCUCCUCCGAGACGGGUUCCCUCCGCUUUUCCACCCCUCCUGGGGAGUUCCUGGAGGGCAGCUCCACCCCUCACCUCCUGCGGGGUCCCGGACCGGGUCGACCCCCUAGUAAGGAGAGCCGACGGAGCGACACCUGUGAGUACUGCGGGAAGAUAUUCAAGAACUGCAGCAACCUGACGGUGCACCGACGUAGCCACACGGGAGAGAGGCCCUACAAGUGUGACCUGUGCAGCUACGCCUGCGCACAGAGCUCCAAGCUAACUCGCCACAUGAAGACCCACGGGCAGUUUGGGAAGGAGGUGUACCGCUGUGACAUCUGCCACAUGCCCUUCAGCGUCUACAGCACCCUGGAGAAACACAUGAAGAAGUGGCACGGGGAACACUUGAUGGCCAGCGACGUCAAACUGGAGGAGGCUGAGAGAGGCUAGGUUACGCUAGGCUAAAGCUUAAGGCUACAGGCUAGGCUAGGCUAACACAACAGACUCCUUCUGAAUGAACACUUACAGGACUUCAACACGGGGUUUGGCUGGAUAAUCUUUGUCCUCUUGAAUAUUUUGGGACAAUUUGAUGUAUGUUAUUCUGUUUUUGUUGGUUGUAUUUGUCACAGAAACUGCCACCUGAGAAACAUAAACAAAGGGAAACAUGGAAUGGGGGAUUGUUCUAGAAACGCUUUGUUUCCCGCCAACUAUUGAUCUAUCUGAGGAUUUUAUCAUUUAGGAAUCCCUGGAGCUUUUCUACUGUGCAAUAAUGUCUGUAUUUAUUGGAGUUUUGUAAAGAUGUUGGGCAUGCGCAGUAAAACAAAAUCCAUAACUGGAAACAGGUCACACUUGAUUAGAAAUAUGAUUUGAAUUGUUACCUGACUAAAUUAAUGCGAAGAGGUCAACUUCUAAAAAUUAUGAUAGCAAUUAUUUAUUUUUAAACUGUCUCAUUGUUACCCUUUUAGGUCAACAGCGGACUACAAUCCAUCUGCUUGUAUGUGACAUAGAGCACUGAAUGUCAAUAUGACAAUAAAAUAUUAAUUAUCAUUUUAGAAUAAAAUUUUAAAAAUCUGAAGAGGUUACAGACAAUUUUAUACAAACAAAAUGAUACUUUUUUUAUAGAUAUCAGCAUGUGUUAUACAAUGUCUAAAUGCAAUUAUCAUAAUGAUGUAAUCCAGCCGUAUGUUCCCAAUAUGAGCAGGGGAUGUAAAUAGCAGCUGCACACAUUGACUAGCAUUCCUUAGAUGCGGGAUUAAAUCGCCAUAGGAUAUUUAACAUACAUCAGCUAAUUUACUGUAGCAACUGUGAAAUGGAGAACAGUUAUACGUUUAUUUGUGGAUGUUUUGGGAGGCCCUUUUUUUACUCUUCAAACACCAUCUAAAUAUUUGUUUUUCUUCGAUCUAUAAUACCAGCCCUGUAUUUUACAUCCAGAAUGGCCACUAUAAACCAAUCAAAAGACUAGCUGCUUGAGUUGUCUACGUACUGAAUAAUAUAGCUACAUUUUUUUAUUUUACCAGAUGAUUGCAAUACAGGUCCUCUCAAUAGUGCUUCCUUCCUAUGGUCAUACUGUUUACAUUUGAACAACAUAGUGGCAAGGUCGUUACUCCCUCUUGACACUUGCUGAAGCUUAAUCAAAGGCAAUCAGUGAAGUUAAACUUUUAAACAUUCUACAUCGUACAGUACAUUCCACUUCUAGAAUCCUUCCAUUGUUCCGUCUGGGGGGAUUCCAGAACAGUAAUGUUCCGUUUGACCUGGGUGAGUUCUUAUCCCCUCAGGAUUCAGUAAAACCAGUAUCAAAAUGUAUUUCAUAUCAAUGCCUGUGUUUCUCCACUGUGUGCUCUAAGCCACAAUCCGCCUGCCUGCUUUCACACUUCACUAACUCAACACUCAUGUAUUAGUAGAGCAGCUGUGAAAGGAAAAGGUAGAGGUUGUUAAUGUUGCUUCUCAAAGUGAUAUGGGGGUUUAACGCCCAAUAACAGAUUUACAAUUUGGGAUUUUAAGCUGUGAGGAAUGAGGAUGUCUCAUCCUGGGAACAGUCUAAAAAAAGGCUUUUGAGUUACAUUGAAUUAUGUUAAUAAUGUCCAGCACAGCUGUUAGGAUGAUGGCCACACGACCUUGAGAUCUGAUUGGAUCAUUCUUGAGGUAGAACAAGGAAGACUGAAAUAGAGAUGAGAGAGAGGGAGAGAGAGAGGGAAAGAAAGAAAGAGAGAAAUAGAGGGAACGAGAGAGAGAGAGAGAUCCGCGCAAGGAUGAAAGUAAUUCAAACAAAAUGUAAGGCAUAUGAAAAGUGUUUUUAACCCCAAAUGCAUAUCUGCUUGUCAAAUCUAAUACCAGUGACAUCAGAGAGAGAGAAAGGACCAAUAUUAGGGAAGAUUUAGGCCACAUCAAUCAGAAUAAUGUUUACAGUGUUUGAAGUACGUUAAUGAUGAAAUCCUCUGUGUUUUAAAAAUAACAAAGUAUUCUUUUCUUCAAUGUUUUGAAUGCCAUAGCGAGCAGUUUUCUAUGAUUAUCAUGGUGGAGGGAUUUUAAAAUAGAUUCUUAUGACUAGUUAUAAGUAUAAUUUCUUGCUCGCUGUAUAACAAUACCCAGUGUAUUAUAUUGAUAAAUGAUGCAGCAUUUUGUUUUUUAAGUGGUGCCAACAUUAUGUUAUAACCUAUUUUCACAGUCUGAAUCCAAUUGUGAGUCUAUUCAAACGGUGUUGAUUUUUGUCGAUGUUUAAAAUAGUUUUUUGUUUUGUUGGUAAAGCUAUCCUAAAAUGUAUAUUAAAAAUUACAAUAACAAAAAUUUUGAAAAUGUUUUGAAGUCAUCCAGAACAUCAGAGGAAUUUUGAGACUGGGAUUUUACAAUGGGUUCUGGGAGAAAUGCUUUUCAUAAAACGUAUAUUAGGAGACAUUCCUGGUUGGUAGAAGUUCUUGUGAUGGCACUUCACGUGACAUUUUAACACAUUUUCAACUUUCACGACUUUUGCUCUUUGUAAAAAAAAAUAUUUUUCUUGUUUUUUUGAUGGACUGCAUUAUUGUUUCAAAGCAGCAGUAACGUUACAAAUCAGCUGUUUUAAAUAUAUAUGUAUUUUUGUAAUGUGCUGAAAAGAAAGUCACCAAGUCCAAUAAAAGUUUCAUUUGCCCUAUC
This is a messenger RNA of Oncorhynchus mykiss (rainbow trout), 6117 nucleotides long. NCBI's taxonomy places the organism in Eukaryota, Metazoa, Chordata, Actinopteri, Salmoniformes, Salmonidae. The record is from RefSeq and is a predicted model, not a curated record.